AGAUGGGAGGACGGAGAAAUCCUAGGAAUGAUUCUCACUAACUCCACGUCUAUCCUGAUACCAUUGAGUGAAACCUCAAACCUUCGAGUUGAAGUAUCGCUGCUGGGUAGUUCUAAGAUCUCAACUCCUCUCCAUGUCUCUGCUCCGGUAAGGAGUGAGGUUAAGGUUGAGGACGGAUCUAAUCUAGGCCCUGCUGUAACUCUGGCAGUUUUCCUCACAGCUCUAGUUGUACUCCUCAUCAUGCUUGUUAUACUCUCUAGGGUGUACAAGGUUGUGUACGACAACAAACAUACCAUCAACAGAUCUUCAAACAAUUUAACCAUCUCAUAUCCAACAUACAGGUCUACUAAAUCUAGCAGAUCCAACAAGUCUACGAAGGAAACACUGCAGAGUUUUGAGAGUUUUUUGCAAAUAAAUAAACUCUCACCUCUGGACCUAGGACUGGACUCUGUAGAAAUCAAACAGAAUUUUAAAUAACUCUCAACUCUGGGAAAAUAUAUAGAGUUUAACUCUUCAGAGAAAAUUACAUUCCUUUAUAAAAAGCGGGUUUAUAUGGUAUGCUCAACAAUAUUCAUUGAACCCCGCUAACCUGAAAAUCUGAUGUAUGCAGUUCCAUGUGAAUUAAAACUAUUAACCUCGGACAAAUUAAAAUCAAUGGAAAUUAAAAUUAGGUUCGAUUAUAAACCCUUGGACCACUCCCUCGGGUUUAUCAUUGAAUACAAGAGGGGUCGAAAUUUCUUUUGGUUUAAAUUUGGUUGAUAGUAAAUGAUAUAUUGAAUAAUCUAAAAGGAAUGAUCAUAUGAAUAAAAGAAUAUUAGACCCGGUGUAAAAAAUGUAAUGCUCAUUAAAAUAGUUUCUGUAACAAAAUACGUUAAUGCAAAUUGUAGCAAAAAAAAGUACAAUCGUUCCUUUUCUUUGAGAAAUAUAGAUAAAAUUUGUUGUUA
Messenger RNA from Eurytemora carolleeae, 944 nucleotides. RefSeq lists its product as uncharacterized. The record is from RefSeq and is a predicted model, not a curated record. NCBI's taxonomy places the organism in Eukaryota, Metazoa, Arthropoda, Copepoda, Calanoida, Temoridae. The coding region runs from base 28 to 477 and encodes 149 amino acids. The transcript is spliced from 3 exons.